Messenger RNA from Lactuca saligna, 2633 nucleotides. The record is from the annotation of a GenBank genome assembly. Lineage: Eukaryota; Viridiplantae; Streptophyta; Magnoliopsida; Asterales; Asteraceae.
CGAGUUUCGGAGACUCAACUGUAAAUUUUAGAUAUUUAUAGAAAAACAUUUAUGAUUUAUGAAUACGAAUAUCAUAAUAGCUCUAUCAGCUUUGGUACUAUUGAGCGGUCAAGAUUUUCCUCUAACACCCUUUAAAAUUGUCAAACACCCUCAACUCAACUCAAGUCUUUCCUCAUAUGUCAGUUUUUACCCUCUCUCUAUACGACUCUUUCUCGUUGUUUUCUAGGGUUUUUGCUCAGAUAGAUGGUCAUGGAUGGGCUAUGGAAAGCGGAUUAUCGGCUAUCGAACUUGAACGCCACCAAAUUCAAUGGAUCUGCCACAGUUCUAUCAGAUCAGAAGUUUCUUAACGCCAUGAGUCUCAACGAAACAUUUCUAGAUCGAAAUUCUACUACUCAUACUCCCGAGUUGCCUGAUCUGGGCCUUAGAAGAUCCAGUCCUUCUUCUAGCUCAAACAAUGAAGGGGACCUUCAUGAAGAUUUUGACCUUAGCGACGUAGUUUUCAAGUACAUAAACCAGAUGCUGAUGGAAGAAGACAUAGAGGAGAAGACUUGCAUGCUUCACGAGUCUGCUGCUCUUCAAGCUGCAGAGAAAUCAUUUUAUGAUGCUCUUAUGGUAAACGACCCUCCUUUCUGUAGCCCCCAUCCUACAGUACCUCUGUAUGAUAAUGAUGGCAGGGAGGAGAUUACCUUAACGGACUACAAUUCUUUCAUAAGUGGUACAAGUAGUCUUAGUUGUGAUGUUAGUGAUUACGAUUCCCCUCUAGUCCCAAGUGUUUCUGUCAAUCUUGAUUCACAAUCCAGAUCUCAAUCAUCUUACUGCUCAUCAAGCUGUAAUAGUAAUGGCAUCGACGGUUUUACGGAUUCGCCCCUAAGUAUCCAAAGUGUUUCUGAUAUACUUGGCAGUAGCAGAUCUGCUAUGCAGUUUCAAAAUGAUAUUGCAGGAUUGAGUAGGUUCCUUCUCAGCAAUGAAAACAAGGAAGAAGCUAAUGAUUUGGUUAUCAAAGCAGAGAAUAAACAUGAAAUCAAUUCCAUUUCCAUCCCUGAAAGAACAAGAGGAAAGAAAAAUCCUUACCCCAAAGAUGUUGAUGAUGAUGGGAGGACUUCCAAGCAAUCUGCAGUUUACACCGAGCCAACUGUUCGAUCCAAAAUGUUUGAUGAUGUUCUACUUUGUAAUGGAGGAAAAAACCAUCUUCAUUGUGAUGUUGUCCCUAAUGGGGUGAAUGGAGUGCAACAAAAGGGUAAUGGGGGAAAAGGUGGUCGUGGUAAAAAAGGUGUGAAAAAAGAUGUAGUGGAUUUGAGAACACUGUUGAGCUUAUGUGCCCAAGCUAUUGCAGCAAACGAUCAAAGAAGUGCAGUUGAUCUACUGAAACAGAUAAGAGACAAUUCAUCACCAACAGGUGAUGGAAUGCAAAGAUUAGCUCAUUACUUCUCAAUUGGUCUUGAAGCACGAAUGGCUGGAUCAGGUACUGAAAUCUACAAAACACUCCUUUUCAGACCAACAUCAGCUGUAGAUGUGUUGAAAGCUUACCAUUUAUACCUCAGUUGUUGCCCUUUCAUAAAGAUCUCAAAUUUCUUCUCUAACAAGACAAUCUUGCAUACUACCCAAAACAAAAGAAAGGUUCAUAUAGUCGAUUUUGGCAUUCUUUAUGGCUUCCAAUGGCCUUGCUUCAUACAACGUCUUUCAACCAGACCUGGUGGGCCCCCCGAGCUUCGAAUCACCGGGAUCGACUUCCCGUGUCCCGGGUUUCGACCCUCACAACGGGUCGAGGAAACGGGUCGCAGGCUAGCGAAUUAUGCGGAAACUUUCAAUGUCCCUUUCAAAUUCAAAGCCAUAGCUCAAAAAUGGGAAACGAUCACAAUCGAGGAUCUUGAAUUGGAUACUGAGGAAACCCUAAUUGUGAAUUGUGCGUAUAGGUUUAGAUAUCUUCUUGAUGAGACAGUGAUGGUGGAUAGUCCAAGGAAUAAAGUUGUGAACUUGAUUAGGAAAAUGAAACCGGAUAUGUUUAUACAAGGGGUGGUGAACGGGUCCUACAAUGCUCCCUUUUUUAUAACAAGAUUCAGAGAAGCUUUGUUUUUCUUCUCUUCUUUGUUUGAUAUGAUUGAGGCUAGUGUGGGGCGUGAGGUUCUUGAGAGGAUGCUGAUUGAGAAAGGGAUAUGGGGACAAGAAGCCAUGAAUGUGAUUGCUUGUGAAGGUGGUGAGAGGAUUGCUAGACCUGAAACUUAUAAACAGUGGCAGGUUAGGAAUAUGAGAGCUGGAUUCAGGCAACUCCCAUUAAAUCAAGAAAUCUUGAAGAUGGCUAUGGAAAGGGCAAGGUCACGUUACCAUAGAGAUUUUGGGAUUGAUGAAGAUGGACAUUGGAUGUUGCAAGGAUGGAAAGGAAGGAUUAUGGUUGCAUUAUCUUGUUGGAAGCCUGUUUAAUUUCUAACCAUGUCAUGUGUUUUUACUUCCUUCAAUGGAAGAAAGAAAGAGAAGAAGAAGAUGAAGAUCAAGCACGGGAUGCUGAAUGCUGGAUGGAUGCGAUGCUUCUCUUGGCUAAGUUUAAAAAGCCAUGUCUGCUUCUGAAUGUUGGAACAGUGACAAAUGAAGCAUCCAGAUGUUACAGGAACGUGUUGUACGAAUGGUAUGCAGUGUAA